UUAAGUUUUCCCCUCUUGAGGUACAUGUAUAUCUUUUUUAUCUGGUAAUUGGCAUGGAGACUGCUUCAGAACAACAUAUAUGACUCCCAAUGUGGAAAUGACACUCAGAUGGGCUUUUGAUGCAUUCUUUCCUGUGUACAAUAGCUUUAUCCCAAACCGCCUGAUAGCCAUCGUGAAGAAUCAAGAAACUUCAAAAAGAAGCAUUUUGGAAUAAUUGAUCAUUGCAUACGGUAUGUGUUUUUACUUUAGGAAACACUCGAUUUGAAACCAUAUUUUUCUGAAUUGUUGCAUAUUUUGAUGGAAGUGACAUAUUAUAUGGAUUCAUUGCAUCAUCAUGAUGACUUACAGCAGAGGUUCCACAUCAGGAAUUAAGCAUUUCCAUAGCAAUAUUACAAGAACUGGUCACAUGACAUGUACUAACCAGAAAUAUGCUCACUGAUCAAUUCCAAGCGUGAGUGACCAGAGCACUAGGUUAAAAAACAAAAGGAUGAGAAUCGGCGAGCUUCUUUGGAUCCGUAAAAAGCAGAGACGCCGCCGCCACAAAAUCUUUCGCAAUUCGGACGAAGUGCCCGACCCAUUGCCAAUGACGCUUUGGUUUGACAAUUUGAUUCUGUCGGUUGGACUGGAGCCAUACGUCCUUCGCCUCAGCAGAGAUUUGCCCAUCGUGAGACAAGAGCCAAGACAGCCUCUGUGGCACACACAUGGGGUGAAGACGGGGUUCCUGAGCAUCUGUAACGGUCCUAAGAAUGCCCAGCGAGUCCGCGUCCAACUCUCAACCGAAACCAUAACACUCCAGAAAGAAGAAUCAUUCGUAGUCAACCCAGUCGAUCCACAUGGGGGUCAUGAAACAAAUGGAACAGAAGUGGACUCAGCAAGGGAGAGAGUUAUCACGAUAAGGAGGCAAAAGGUUGGAGGUCUUGGACUUAGUAUAAAGGGAGGAGCAGAGCACAAUAUACCCAUUCUUGUAUCAAGGAUAUUCAAAGACCAAGCAGCUGAUCAGACUGGUGAACUUUAUGUUGGUGAUGCCAUUUUAAAGGUCAAUGGACUUUCAAUAGAAAGAGCAACUCAUGAUGAAGCAGUGAUUGCACUAAAGAAUGCUGGUAACGAAGUUCAACUGACAGUCAGGCAUUUCAGAGCAGCAACGCCAUACCUCAAACAAGCAGCUAAGUUAGCAGACAGAGGAAAGUCUCCAGAUAAUAACAACACAACAGAAAACAGUUUAACAAAUGGCGGUGAAGGCUGGCAGACGAGAAAUGCCUCAUCCACAACAGCAACUGUUCACAACCAAUCCCCAAGGCCACAGCCAAAGUUGCAGACGAGAUGGGUUGACAUGCUCUCAAUAUCACUACUCAUGGCCAGAGUUACAAGAUAUUCAAGUGGUACAGAUAAAAUCAGGCCGAAUACGUUUGAGGUGAUAGGUGUUGAUGGAACGUCUUCAGGAACUCUCCUUUGCCAGAGUUCAACGGAACUCUUAGACUGGCUCAAAGUUAUCAACUCUAGUGUAGCAACCCUCAAUGCCCAAUCAAUGAAGCUGUCAAAUGAUCUCUUACCUCCAGUAGAUCAAAUCAUGCACUUUGGUUGGGUGGAAGAAAGACUUGCAAGCAACUCGCAUCAUAACAUAUGGAAGCCUAAAUUUCUGGCAAUAAGAGGGGCCGAUGCCCUCAUCUUUGAAUCACCACCAGUUAACCCUAGAGACUGGAUUAGGUGUGAGAGAAGUUACAAACUUUUUGAAGUUGUUUCAAGAAUAUUCAAGGAUUCUGAACUCCAAGAUGACCGAGCCCAUUGCUUCCUCCUUCAGUCCGGAGCAGACGACUGCCAUUAUCUUAGCGUAGAGAACAGGAGUGAAUUAAACGUUUGGCAGAGUGCGGUCCUCAGAGCAACUCAUGCAUCAGUCAGUAAACUUGGUACUAAGACAUAUGGAUGCACGUGGAGAAAGAGGGUCGUAGGUUUGACCCUUGACCUAGAAACUGGUUUUACACUGUUUGAUGCUCAUAACAAGGCUCUGCUGUGGCGGUAUCGUUUCUCACAACUCAAGAAUUCCUCGGAUGAUGGCAAUGCAAAAGUCAAACUCCAAUUCACUAAUGCCAACACCGGUCAGCUUGAAAUGCAGGAGCUCGAGUGUCCGAACCUGCGGAAACUUCUUCAUUGUAUGCAUGCCUUCCUAGCAAGUAAGCUUGCUGCCAUUGACCCCAUUUUCCUCCGAAGCACAACUCAACUCCCAUGCGACUCAUGACAGUGUGCAAGACAGCCCAUUAAUUAAUUUAAGAUAUUAUGAAUAUGCGAUUCAUACUUUUGAAGAUGUAAUGUUUCCUCUCAUAAUUCUUCUUGACUCUUCCUUCCUUCCCUUCACCUUUUCUUUGUCCCAAUCCUUUUUAUCUUUGUCACUAUCAUUUCUGUAGCUCUUAUUCUCCCUCUCUUUUUGUCUGCUUUCCCCUUCUCCCCCCCCCCCAUGUCCCCCUCUUUCUUUCACUUUGUCUCACUCUUCAAUUCUUUGUUCACAUCUUUCAGUCUAUCUGAUUAUCUUGCUAUCAUCUCUCUUUCCGUUUCCCUCUUCUUUUGUUUUUAUCUUCUUCUUUCCAAUAUGUUAACACCUCCACAACUAGAAAUAACAACAGACAUGAUAGAAUGUUUAGUUUGUAAAAUUAUCUUUUGCAAGCAAUUUUUUUUUUACUCUACUUUUACCUCAUAAAAGCGCAACUCAUAUAUGUGCCAGCUGAAUUUGCUUUUGGCUCCUUUUUUUAUAUGCCGGUUACAGUAUAAGAUGGUUGUCAUUGCAACCUACAAUGGUUAAUCCAGAACUUUUUUUUCAUUAUGUGCUGAUGUUUUAAACAACUACAACUGUGUGCUACUUGACCAAUCAAAAUGUAUUAUUUGUAGGAUUGUGGAUUGUAAGACUAUUUUAAAGAGAAAUUCUAGUAGUUGCAGUAAACACUGAUUUCAUGAGAAAAUCUGUAAAACAAGGCUUAUAUCAUCAAGGAUCUAGAUCUGGUACAGUUACAUAAACUGAACUUUGUGAAAUCUUGAAAUCUACGCUGAAAAUUGUUCAGACUGAAGAUCCCCAACACAGAUAAGCGCACGUGGGACAGUGUAUAAUGAUUGCUUCGAAUGUCGGGCAUGACGCUCUACCGGAAUCCUGUGCUUAUUUGCUGAUUUCUCAGCAAUUACACAAUUUCUUCCAGAAUCCUUUGGCACAUAUAUUUUAUUUAUACAAACAGACACUUUGGUGGUCAUUUCUUUGGAUUCUGUAUGGAUUCUGAUUUUGAUAUCAUUACCAAAACUAGCCUUUACCUUUAAACUUCAAAAGUUUGAUAAGAAUUUUACAUUAUCACAUAUAAUGCUUUAUGGCAUCUCAAAAGUCAAAUGUGCAAAAAUGAAUAUUAUGACCAAUCAGAUAAACCUUUAUUCGUCCAACAUUUAAUAGCUCAUAUGAAAAUAAUGCAACAUUUUUUGUACUUGGGUCACCAGAAGAGCUCAAAAAUCAGUCAGUUGUGAGAUGAACAAAAAAUGGAUUGCCCUACCUAGCAAUGCAGUGUUUGUAUUUUGCUUUCUGACCUUGUAAUUCUUUUAAUAGGUGGAUGAAUCCAUAAACCCUUCUAUCAUGAUUCUUGGUAAUGUAGCACAAGGUUAAAAGUACAGGAAAGGUGUUUGAUUUUUGUUGUUGCUAUAUUGAGGCUGGUUUAGGAUUGAUGCUGCUUUGCAUCUGAAAAAGUUGAACAUUUAAGAAAAAUGAUUAAAAUUAAUUUGCAUUUCUAAGAUUUCUAAAGAGGGUUUGAACAGUCAUUCUCCAUUCUUUUCAUCCAUAAUUCAAUAAUGUGUAGUUAUUAAUUGUUCUUAAAAACUAUUCUCAAUGUAUUUUUGUCACAUAUUUUCUAAUUUGCCAAAUUGUUCAUCAUUACUAAUUUUUGUUGUUGUUUUUUGUCAUGUAAUAUUUAAGUUCAUAAUAUUUCUUUGUAAUUUGUGGUUCAAGGAACAAUUUAAUAACAUAUUGUUAAAGCAGUAUUCCAUUUUAUACACUCUGCUGUAUUCCAUGUUUUUAUUAUAUCCUGAAAAACUACUUAAAUCCCUUUUUUAUUCAAACCUUAAUGAUGACUUAUAUCAUGCCAGUUCCAAAUACUUUGUUCAUUACUGGUAUACUGCCACCAUUGAUAACUAACCAAGUUUUUAUUUGGAAAAAAUAGUCCAUUUUGUGUACUCAAAACAAGAUUUCUAAAAAGAAUAAUAAUCUUUAACUUUUGAGUUCUUUUUCUCCCAUUACCCCAAAGUUAUGUUGGAUUCCUGAUUUUAAAUAUUGACAGACAUUUUUGAAAAAAAUCUUUCUAAUUAAUUGACUGAUUUGAAUGUAUAUUUAUAUAUUUUGGACCUUGUAUAUAAUCAUAGAAUUUAUUAUGCACUCAGAUAAAUUAGAAUGACAAUUUUUCAUUUGUAUUUCAUAAUGUGUUGUAAUAUUCUUUUGUGUUUACAGUGAAGUAAAUUUCUAAAAGCAUCAAUGCAAUGUUCUGUCAAAAUCAAAGGUAGCUGAACAGGGUUAGUUAAAGGGAAUCUUCACUCCUAAUUUUUCAUGAAAACUGAAGAUAAUCUUGUGAUUUCUGUUAAUGUCAAAGGGAAACCUGUAGUUCAGGAAUUAUUUUUAGGGGACCAGUUUUCAUAUCAUUGUCAGCACUUGACAUGCCAAGUUGCUAGUCAAUGCCACAUAACAGGUAGCUUUAGAUUUGAAACACAGCUUCUGUGACAUGGAAUGUUUCUAGUAUGUCCCAAUGUUUUCUUCUAUAUUGUGCAUCAUAUUUACAAACUCACAAGAUUUUGUGAAGAUGCAAUUUUAGAAAAGCAGCGCCUUGGAUUCAAGUGCACACGAAGAAAUCAUUGUGCAAACUUAUUUCUUAGUAUGUACAUACAUGAACUGUAAAGAAAUUUAAGAAUUUCAAUGUGAUCAUGUUUUCGUCAUUUCAUUGUACAAUAUCAAGUACAUGUUUUGCACUUGGUUUUUCUGGAAUGUUUGUAUCAUGAAAUUAAUUGCAAUAAUUAGUGUUUCCUCAACAAGACCAUAUUUUGCGAUAUGUUAUUCAUGGUAUCUUUACUGAUAUGCACACUUGUAACAUUUGAGGAUCAUGUGAUUGUGAUCUGAUUUGAGAGUUGAUUCAUUGUUUUGAUACUAUUCACUGUACAGAAGAAUGUUAUUUCACCAAAGUGGUUUUAAUGAGCUGUCUGACACAUGUAGGGCACUGUGUAUCUAGUUCACAAUUGAAUGUGUGUUGCAGGAUAAUUUGAGGAAUUUGUUUGUUUUCUAGUGGCUUGAUUUGACUGAAUGUGAUUGAUAUAUUUUUGGUAAUAAUGAAUUUAGAAGAAUUGAAUUAAAGUAAUGAUAUUUAGCUUGACCACCAGUAUGCUGAAUAUAGCGAACACAGAUGAGCUUAUGUGGGUACGUUUAUAAUUAAAAAUGACUCGUCUACCAAACACUUAUUUUUUGCGUAUUACUAAAAAUCUAUUUUACAAUCAUGAAAGUUCAUCUGUGUCGGUUGAAAAUAAAUAGAAUUUAACCUUUUUUCACAACCCA
Lytechinus variegatus (green sea urchin) is the source of this 5551-nucleotide messenger RNA. RefSeq names its product gamma-2-syntrophin-like. Gene Ontology annotation, cellular component: dystrophin-associated glycoprotein complex; intracellular anatomical structure. Gene Ontology annotation, molecular function: structural molecule activity; protein binding. The coding region runs from base 488 to 2233 and encodes 581 amino acids. The transcript has 18 exons. NCBI's taxonomy places the organism in Eukaryota, Metazoa, Echinodermata, Echinoidea, Temnopleuroida, Toxopneustidae. The record is from RefSeq and is a predicted model, not a curated record.